AUGCGCGCACGUGGUUCACGUCGCUCUGCACCGGUGCAGUCACAACCUUAUAGCCAACCUAACCUUUUAUAAACAAUCAGUUGGUUUACGAUAACAUGUUCUCCGUUGAUCGAUAACCAAUAAUGGAAUCGCAAUUUAAGACAAUCCAUCCAGCAAAGUAUCUUCGAGAUCAUUUUGCCUCAAACACAAGGCCUGAUGGCAGAGAGUUUAUAUCGUUUCGUCCAGUGAGUGUCAACAUUGGAUCAAUCACUCAAGCUGAUAGUUCAGCUGUUUUCAAAAUAGGAAACACAUCCGUAGUCUGUGGGAUUAAAGCUGAACUAGCUUCUCCUAAAGCAGAAACACCUGAUUGUGGCUUUAUUAUUCCAAACGUUGAUUUGUCGCCAUUGUCAUCAUCAAAAUUUAGGCCUGGACCUCCGGGUGAAGAGACACAAUGCGCUACAAAACUUGUUGAGAGAAUACUAGUGAACUCAGAGGCUGUCGACUUAAAAGAUCUUUGUAUACACAAGGACAAACUGGUCUGGGUUUUAUAUUGUGAUCUUAUUUGUAUAGAUUAUGAUGGUUCAGUAAUUGAUGCAUGUAUUGGAGCUUUGGUAGCAGCAUUUAAGAUUUUAACAUUGCCUGUAGUGGAAUACACUAUUGAAACAGGGGCUACAAAAGUUGACGACAAAAACAGAAUCAGUGUACCACUGAGACAACUACCUGCUAGUACUACCUUUGCUAUCUUUGAUAAUCAACUACUUAUUACGGACCCAACUGAAGAUGAAGAGAAGCUGGCUCUCAGCACAUUGACCAUAGUAUUUAAUGAAAAAAGCAUGUGCAUGGUACAUAAAAGUGGUGGAAUCCCAAUGUCACAAAAACUGUUAAGUAAAUGUGUGUCUAAAGCCAAAAGUCGUGGAGAACAAGUAAGGAAACUUAUAUUAACAGCUGCUUCAACAGUUAAAAGUUCUGUUAGUUAAUAAAUACUUUUUUAAUGAAUAAAUCAUAUUUUUUAUACUUUUUGAAAUCACACAUUUUAUAUUUAUAAAAAGUUUACAAAGCAGUCAUUACAUUGUAUAAAGUGCAAGUGUACAUCAGAGGUAACUCAAAAGAACUUUUUCAAAAUAUAUAUUUACUCCUUAGUAUA
This is a messenger RNA of Nasonia vitripennis (jewel wasp), 1123 nucleotides long. RefSeq names its product exosome complex component RRP43. The transcript has 6 exons. The record is from RefSeq and is a predicted model, not a curated record. The coding region runs from base 123 to 956 and encodes 277 amino acids. Lineage: Eukaryota; Metazoa; Arthropoda; Insecta; Hymenoptera; Pteromalidae. Gene Ontology annotation, cellular component: cytoplasmic exosome (RNase complex); nuclear exosome (RNase complex). Gene Ontology annotation, biological process: U5 snRNA 3'-end processing; U1 snRNA 3'-end processing; nuclear mRNA surveillance.